AUAAAUAUAACCUCACCGACAGAAAAUGAAGUAAUUUGAUUAGGAAUACGAAGUCGAGUAUAGUUUCCAUAAUUGAAAAUCCCUUUCUUCCUUAUAAAUAAAUAAUGUUAUAAAACUUCCAGAAUCUUUAAUAAGGUACUUGAGUUCAGGUAGCUAUACCAAAGAAAGAAAAAGAAACAAGUAUCGGUUGGUGGAUUUUCUUCACCAAAAGGAGUAGAUCUGUUUUCAUUUUUCGUUUCUUCUUUCUCAAAUCAUCAAAAAUGGCAAAAACUUUCACAGUGUGGUCUCUUUUGUUCAUUCUUUCCUUUCUUCAUGCUGCUUCAAUGGGUGCUACUGCUGAUACUCAAAUCAAAGUUGCUAAUAACCCUGCGGACAAGUUGGUAGCUGCGCUGAACGAAAACAGAACUGCUCACAAGGAUUCAUCUUUAACUGACAACCCGGGGCUCGCAUGUCUUGCUCUACAAUACAUUAAGGCAUACCAGGGUGAUUGUGGUGCUGUGGGUGGACCUGAUGCCAAGAAACCUACUGAAUCUCAAUUUGCUGAAGUUUUUGCCCCAACAUGUGGUGUUCAGGCAUCAACUCUUGCUCCUAUAACCGGUCGUUUCCUGGGGUGCCAGACUAAGUAUGUCCAUGCACCUGAGGCGUUUUCCGAAAUCCUGAUAAGAAACCAGAAAAGCUUAGACAUACUCUACAGUAAGAAUCACACUCAGGUUGGUGCUGCUGUGACAGGUACUGAUGGAGGGUCUCCUUAUUUCUGGUGUGUGUUGUUUAGCAAUGGCAAACCUAAUAGUACCUUUGCUUUUGAGGGUGGUGUGGCUAAAACAACAAAACCUGGUUGCUAUAGUGGAGCUAAUGAUGAUUGCAGUGGUGCUCAUGAUUGGUCACCAGUUAGUGUGAUGUGGCUAUUUGCUGUUUCAGUUUCAAUUGCAAUGGGAUUUGCUUUUCCAUUGUGAUCAUGAAUUGUAUGGAUUUCCACUUUUUUAGGGGCCUUCUUUGUCAUUACAGAGGCUUGGUCUCAGCUAUUCUUUUUUUCCCUCUUCUUUCCAUUAUUUUGAUUUUGUGAUUUGUUGAGAGAUUCAUGCCAAAUUGUCUUCAUAUCUUUAAUGUUUUUACCUAUGAAAUAUGUGGUAUUGGCUCUUGUAAAUCUCUUUUCUAGGAAUACAAAUUUUGCUUUGAUUGUUUAA
Messenger RNA from Cicer arietinum (chickpea), 1184 nucleotides. RefSeq lists its product as uncharacterized. The record is from RefSeq and is a predicted model, not a curated record. Lineage: Eukaryota; Viridiplantae; Streptophyta; Magnoliopsida; Fabales; Fabaceae.